AUAUAAACAACAUUGUCAUCAGUGAUAACAUUCCAACUUGUUAUAAGUGUGGAAGUCCUCUUCCAAAUAUGCCAAAAAUUAACACAUCCACAGUUUAUUUCAAUACUAAUAAAACAGAGAUAGAUGCUUCGGCAGCUGCUAAGGUCAUGGGAAACCUCUCCAGUGUUGUGUCUUUGAUGGGGAAUCAAACCGUUGCCUCUAUAUCCAUGGGUAAUGUUCAAGGGGUUUUAAAGAAAAUUCAAACUGAGUCUGAAAUCACAACGUCCUACUUCAUCUACUCUUCAGAAUCUGGCAUCAGUGUUAUAGAGGAUUUGGACGAACUGGAGAAUUUUCCCAAUGCUUUCUGUAUUCCAGCAGAAGCAGCUAAGGAAGCGCUCAACCAAAGUGCAGGAAGCGCUUUUAUGGGUAUUUUCCGCUUUCCCAACAUGUCAAAGGAUGCAGAGAAUAGUACGGUUUUGAAUGAUGAGGUUUAUGCAAUCGAAAUGGGGACUAAAAUUUCAAAUCUGAGUGAAAACAUCAGCUUGACAUUCAAAUAUCAGAAGGUGGCUGGAACUCCUGUUUGUCACUCAUGGGAUGGAAGCGGAAAUAGGCCAAACUGGACAACCGAAGGGUGCAGUACCCUUGAAGGAAUAAACAAUGUAACAUGUCAAUGCAAACAUUUGACUUUCUUCGCAGUGCUUAUGAGCCCUCAAGUCGGACCCAUUUCCUCAGCCGACCUCACUGCUCUCACCUACAUCACCUACAUUCUGCGGCCUCUCCUUGUUUUUCCUGUCCAUUGGGCUCUUCAUGCACUUCCUCAUGAGGAAAGUGAAGGCCACUGAUUCUCUCCGCGUGCUGAUUAAUCUCUUUGUGGCGCUGUUCCUGCUCAACGUGGCCUUCCUGUCGAAUGAGUAUGUAGCGCGUGCGAAGGACGACACCGCCUGCAAGGUCAUGGCUGGAU
Cyprinus carpio (common carp) is the source of this 940-nucleotide messenger RNA. Its product is annotated as adhesion G protein-coupled receptor G3-like. Gene Ontology annotation, biological process: adenylate cyclase-activating G protein-coupled receptor signaling pathway. The transcript has 8 exons. The coding region runs from base 69 to 821 and encodes 250 amino acids. The record is from RefSeq and is a predicted model, not a curated record. NCBI's taxonomy places the organism in Eukaryota, Metazoa, Chordata, Actinopteri, Cypriniformes, Cyprinidae. Gene Ontology annotation, molecular function: G protein-coupled receptor activity.